CACCUACGAGUUUUAUUUCGGAAAAGGGUCGUUUCAUGACUGGCCUGGUUGAAGAGAUAGCUGAUAGGUUGGAGCUCAUGAAUGUCGAAGUGGUCAGGGAUGACCGACGAGUUGUCUAUCAUCAAAAGUUGGAGCAUGGAAUAGUAGAUAGCGAAAUUCUUGGAGAGGCGGUGAAUCUCCACGAUUAUCAAGUUGAUGUGGCUAACCUGGCGUUGGAAGAAAAGCGUGGGAUUAUCAAAUGCGCGACAGGAGGCGGCAAGACGGCGAUUUUCACGGCUAUUUUGAAGGCUUUUUCGCAGAAGUAUCCUGCCAUCAUGUUGUGUCGUAGUAAGAGCAUCAUAGAUCAAACGAAGGCUGCUUUUGAGAAGUACGGAUUAGAAAAUGUUGGAAUUGUGUAUAUGAAUAAUGUGAAGCCCGAUCUGAUCACGUGUGCUACAGCGCAAUCUGUUCUUAAGCUGGAACCUCUCAUUUCCAGAACUCGAAUUUUGCUGGUAGACGAGGUUCAUGAGUGGGCUAGCAAAGAAGGUGAAAAGAUCCUCAAGUUAUUCGAUAAUUGCGUAUACAAACUUGGAUUUUCUGCGACACCCUUUAAUGAAGAUCAGAUUCACAAUCUUAAGCUUAUUGGACUGAUUGGUCCUCAGCUAUGUGAUGUGAGCAUUGAAUAUCUUAAGGAAAAGAAUAUCCUGUCUUCGUGCCACGCUCAUUUCUACAGGAUACAGGUUCCGCCGCCUGCUGAUGGUAGUCUGGUUGGAGAGACCUAUCUACAAUCUGACAACAACGGGAUUGUGGAGAACAUGAACCUUCACAGAAAGGUUGUUGAGAUUGUUCAGAACAUCCCCAAAGGAAGAAUUUUGAUUUUGGUCAGGCGUCUGAGUCAUGGAGAUCGCCUUAAGGAGCUUCUGCCGGAAGCCUAUUGGGUCAGAGGUGAAGACAACUAUAAAACAAGGGAGUAUGUGCUGUCUCAGCUGAGGCACUCGGCGAGCGAGAAGGUGGUCGCGAUCAUGAGUGCGAUUGGAUUUUACGGACUCGACGUCCUUUGCCACCACUUGGUGAACACGUGCGGUGGGAAAGAUGCGAAUUUGCUCAUUCAGAAAGUCGGGAGAGGGCUUCGAAGAGGCAUCGACAAGACCCAUCUGGAAUAUCAUGAUUUUAUGUUUCAUGGAGACAAAUUUUUGAAUAGGCAUUCUAAAAUUCGCAUACAGGUGUUAAGGUCAGAGGGACACGACGUGACGACUGACGACACUUUGGAAAAGGAUAAACAGUCUUUUUUAGAGAGUAAAAAUAAAAUAUGUACGGAAAUUUUGGGUUAA
This is a messenger RNA of Schistocerca gregaria, 1310 nucleotides long. RefSeq lists its product as uncharacterized. The record is from RefSeq and is a predicted model, not a curated record. Lineage: Eukaryota; Metazoa; Arthropoda; Insecta; Orthoptera; Acrididae. Gene Ontology annotation, biological process: nucleotide-excision repair; transcription initiation at RNA polymerase II promoter. The coding region runs from base 36 to 1310 and encodes 424 amino acids. Gene Ontology annotation, cellular component: nucleotide-excision repair factor 3 complex; transcription factor TFIIH holo complex; transcription preinitiation complex. Gene Ontology annotation, molecular function: DNA binding; hydrolase activity; ATP binding. The transcript is spliced from 2 exons.